GGAUUUGAUCUAUCUUUGUGCUCACUAACAUGAUAAAUCAACAAUAUUUACUGACCUUUUAUUUUCUAUUUCAGAAUAUGGCAUGAGCACCAAGAUAUCCAAGCUUGGUGAUGUCUAUAGUUUUGGAAUUCUCUUACUGGAGAUGAUUACAGGGAAAGCACCAACUGAUUCAAUGUUCAAAGACAACUUCACCAUUCACCAAUUGGUCAAGACAAAACUUCCUGAAAGGGUAACUGAUAUUAUAGAUCCUUCAUUACUUCAGGAGGUUCAAGAAGCAGAAAAUUCAAAAGCAAGGAAUAUGGGAAAGGGAGUUGGUGUUCUGGAGAGCCUCUUGGCGGUUGCUGAGGUUGGAGUUGUCUGCUCAAUGGAGUCACCAAGUGAAAGAAUGGAGAUGAAAGAAGUUGCUGCAAAAUUAUAUGCCAUUAGAGACAAGUUACUCCAUCGGUAGAAGGACAUGAUUCUCAUCGGUUGAUUCCAUCCAUAUCAAAGCAGAGUUAAUAGCUUACGAAUACUUUCAUUUUGUGCCUUUAUUUAUUAAUUAGUCUUUUUUUUUUCUUCUUUUUUAGUCAACUUGUUAUUUCUUCUUAUGAUGAGUUGUAUGAAAUACGGUUUAUUUUAACGCAAA
Molecule: messenger RNA, 625 nt
Organism: Rubroshorea leprosula
Lineage: Eukaryota; Viridiplantae; Streptophyta; Magnoliopsida; Malvales; Dipterocarpaceae
Source: the annotation of a GenBank genome assembly